Heterobilharzia americana is the source of this 573-nucleotide messenger RNA. NCBI's taxonomy places the organism in Eukaryota, Metazoa, Platyhelminthes, Trematoda, Strigeidida, Schistosomatidae. The record is from the annotation of a GenBank genome assembly.
AUGCCAAGCAGAUCAGCUUCAUUGAGUUUGCUUAGAAAAUAUGAAUAUAUUGCUUCUGGACAAAUUGGUUUAUGUCGAAAAUCUAUGCUUACACGUGAAACUCUACAACGUCCUAAACUUGGUGAGCCUUUAACACGUGGACGACCUAAACAACCAAAAGAUUUUACUUAUGGUAAUUUAACUAAGUUGUAUCCGAACGAAAUCGUUGAAUGCUUAACUUGGCCAAGAGAUGAAGGCACUAAAACUCAUGUUGAUUCCAACUGUCUACCUAGAGAUUUCCACCGAAUCAACAUAGAAUCCGUUAAAGAAGGCAUCCAUCUUGUACCUGAUUGGAUUAGAUUUGCAAAUGAGAAAGAUUAUCGUUUGAAUCCUACAAAACGUGUAUUACGACGCUUAAAAAAGCCUAAAUUCCCUCAAGAUAUGUCUUUUGGUAAACCGUAUCGUCCAUUGACACCAAUGGCUUCUAUAAUGUCUCAUGAGUAUAAAACUCUAUGGGAUCAACAAGCUCUGGAGCAUAAUAAAAAUCGUAUGACUCAAUUGGCUAGAUCACAAUUGAUAUACUGCACCCAUUAG